AGUGUGUGGACUAACUAUAAUCGAUGUCAUAGCAACUGGUUGCAUGAUUCGUUUGAAUUGAUCUAACUUCUGACGAAAAUCUCGAGUAAAAUUCUACAUUUCGAAUAAUUGAAGAGAAGGAACUCAUCAUGGAUGAAGUUAUGAGUAAUGGACAGCAGAGGGGGACGCCGCAAAAGAAAGAAGAUGAUGAUUAUUGCCUUAAAUUGAUAGAAACAAUUGGUUUCAAUGGGUCCAAUCCGGGGAGCUUAAUCUUCCAUCCCGACAGGUCCCAUAUCGUCUAUCCCCUUGGCAACACUGUUGUGAUAGAGCCGAUUGAAAGUGGUGGUAAACAAGUGUUCCUGAAGGGUCACACUGAUGCUGUGACAUGUGUAACUAUCUCACGCAGCGGCAAAUAUAUAGCAUCUGGUCAGAGGACCCAUAUGGGUUUCAAGGCCUUCAUUCUUGUUUGGGACUAUGCCCUGAAAAAGGAGUACUGUAAGCUAGACCUGCACAAGGUCAAAGUUCAAGACCUUGCCUUCUCAAACAAUGACCUCUACCUUAUGUCACUGGGGGGUCAAGAUGAUGGCUGUAUCAUCAUCUGGGACAUAAAGAAGAAAGAUGCUGUGUGUGGAUCAGAGGCUGCUUUAAUGAGUGCAGGGACAACAUUCUGUGUUGCUGCAGCCAAUAAUAACGAUAAGAAAUUCUUCUCUGGUGGAGAUGGUACACUACGUGCUUGGGAACUUGAUGUUGAGAAUCGUAAGAUCAGACCUACUGAUGUAAAUAUGGGACUUCUCAAGAGAAUUGUCAAGAAAAUUGUGGUUGCUGCUGAUGAUAGUAGCUUCUACUGUGCCACUACCACUGGCGACAUCUUGAGAAUAACAAUAUCGAGUAAUCUACUUGGCUCCUACUAUCCCCAGAAGAACCUGUUUUGUAGGGGUGUUACAUCCCUAGUCCUGAUGCCGGAUAAUAAAUUUCUCAUUGGCACCGGAGACGGUACGGUGGCCCUUGCUUGCUAUUCUAAGGAGAAGUUUACGGUCUCAAAGCGAGUGCAGGUUUCCCAGGCAGGAGAAAUUACUUCCAUUACUCUGAGAGGAAAAGGGCAUCAGUUCUACGUCUCGACAUCCAAUUCACACAUCUAUCGAUUUACCAUGGCGGAGUUCGACAAGUAUGUAUUGUCCAAGACCUGUCACCAUUGUAAGGUCAAUGACAUCAACUUUCCAAAUAAUUGCUCUGAGCUCUUUGUGACAAGUGCUGGUUCUGACAUAAGGGUCUGGAAUAUCAAGAAGAAUACUGAGAAGAAACCCCAAACUGAAGAAGCGUUGCGUAUUGAAGUACCUAACAAGACAUGUAAUGCUGUCUGUGUUAUGCCAGACGGAGGAAGCAUCAUUUCAGGCUGGGAUGACAACAAGAUCCGUGCUUUCAAACCACUGACUGGCAAAUUGUGGUAUGAGAUCGCCGAUGCUCAUAACAGAGUAACAGCUCUGACCGUUACCAGUGAUAGCAAGCGCAUCAUCAGUGGAGGAGGAGGUGGUCAGGUGCGCAUAUGGAACAUUGGAGUCAAGAAGCAGGAACUGAUUGGCACCCUGAAAGAGCACAAGGGUGUUGUAUCCUUUCUGCGAGUCAACUCUACGAACACAGAGUGUGUGAGUGCCAGCGGAGACGGAAGCUGUGUCAUCUGGGAUCUACAAAAAUUUGUGCGUGCCCAAGUAGUGUUUGAUAACACUCAGUUCACAUGUGUGACAUACAGUCGAGGAGAAGGUCAGAUUCUUACAUCUGGUACAGAUAGAAAGAUUGCCUAUUGGAAUUGUCCAGAUGGUAGUGAGAUCCGUGAGAUGGAAGGAUCUCAAACUGGCGCUAUCAACACCAUGGACAUUUCACCAGAUGGAAGGCACUUCGUGACUGGUGGCGACGAUGAACUGAUCAGGGUAUGGGAUUUCAACGAAGGCGUUGUAACCAAGAUUGGUACUGGACACUGCAGUGAAAUCACCCGUCUGCGCAUCUGCCCUAACCAGAAGUUCAUCGUCAGUGUCAGCAAAGAUGGGGCUAUCUUCCGCUGGAAGUACCCUGUCUAAGCCUUUCACUUUAGACUGAAGAUAGAAGAUCAAAUUUGAUCUAGUUGAUGAUAGUGUUGAACAUAUUCAAAGUGUGAAUAUGAAUUGAAAUGGUCAACUUAUAUGUUGGAGAAUGGAAAGGGAUUAAAAAAAAAAGACAACGAAACAUCCCCCACCUCUCUCCGGGGCCCCUCUCCCCCUGCCAGAUUACAAAAACUGCAAGUUGAGAGAUAUUAAGAAAGAAUCUGUUUGUUUUUCAAUUUGUCAAAUAGCAAUGAUUACAAAAAAACAGUUAUCAUGAGAGGAUGAACUUUGAUACAUUAAAGCCCCCAUCACACUUAUUCCGAAUCAAGCAGAAUUGGCCUGAAUGAAACGACUAUUGUUUGACCACCAGUUGGUCAUUUAAAUCUACUUCAAACACCGUUCGAAAAUAUCCCUCGAAUGUUUUGAACAUGACCAAAACCUUUGGGACGGCCAAAAGAAAUGACAAAAAUAUUUCGAAUGCACUCAGGAUAUUUAGAAUGCCCCUAGAAUGUCCAAGAACGUAGCAGGAAUUAUCAAUCUGACUCCAUUGCGGUUCAUUUUGACUAGUGUAUGAUGAUACACCUGGUCAAUUCACUGAAUUUCAACUCCAGUUUGGUGAAUUCAUAAGUUCCUCCCAAAAAUUUCUAGAUUUUUUGAAUAUUUUUUUCUUUCCAGCUUCUGCUUGAUUCCUGCUGAUUCCGAAUAAGUGUGAUGGGGGCUUUACCAAGAAAGCUUAAUUCUUUAAGGAUCAUCCUACUAUUAGUCUGUUCCACUCCCUGCAAGGCAUUGUACCUAGCUUGUUGGGUUUUUUUUUAAUUUGAUGUAGUAAGUACACAAAGUGGACUGUAUUAUUUGUAUACCUAGGGAGAUUCCAAAAAAAUAUUUGAAUUUGACACCCAUUACUGGUUAUAUCGAACCUCCUAGUACAAUUAAUGAAAAUUUAAUUUUUGUCUCAAUCUUUGUUUGAAACCUUGAUGAAUCUAGAGAAAAAACUUCAUGAAAUGCAAUUUUGAUUGCUACAAAACCUUGUUAAGAGACACAUGAGAGGGGGCAAUGUAAUGAUCCGUCCAGUCAUCAAUUUAUUUAUGUAUAGCCCUAAUGGCAUGCCUGAUUCUCACCUUGAUUUGAUCUUGUUAUUUUGACAGUAUUACACAAUGCUGUCCAGUUGAUUUAAAUUAUAUACAAUUAUAUAAUUCCAUUCUCUCUUUUUUUGUUGAGGAAAUGACAAUAACAAUGUAAUAUUGUUUCUUCUAAGUAUGUGCUGAAGAUUUAACAUUUCCAAAAUGUAUGUUUUAUAUGACUAGAAAAGUGAAUUUAUUUGAACAUUGAUGUUUUUCUAAAAAGAGAAUAAUAUUCUAUUGACAUAAUUACAUUUAUUUACAAAGAUGAUAUCAUUCCUAGACAUUUUAAUUUUAUUACUCUAAGAUAUUGUUAAAUAACAGAUUUUCAGUGGAAAGUAUGUCAUAAUGUGGAGAAAAUAACUUUACUACUAUUGCACAUAAAAACCAGUCAAGUAUUCAACUUGGUAUCUGUAUGUAUACUUUUGUUUGAUAUUUCAAAGGCAUUCUGAAUGUACCAUAAAUUUUUGUUUUGUUUAAUUUCAUUGAAGAAAAUAUGAAACAAAUGUAUAUUAACACCAGCACAUUCUAUUAAUUACUUACAUGUAUAUUUACCAGAUGCUUUUAAGUUUUGUGUGAACUUGUGUAACUUAGAAUACUUAUGUUUGUAAAGUAAUGAAGUGCACAUAUUAUAACAGAUUUAAUAAAUAAAAAAACUUUGGUUAACGGACCUGAA
Molecule: messenger RNA, 3848 nt
Organism: Lytechinus pictus (painted urchin)
Lineage: Eukaryota; Metazoa; Echinodermata; Echinoidea; Temnopleuroida; Toxopneustidae
Product: cilia- and flagella-associated protein 52-like
Exons: 13
Coding region: 129-2051 (640 amino acids)
Molecular function (GO): protein binding
Source: RefSeq, a predicted model, not a curated record